UCGCGACAAGCCGAUAGCAACAGCAAGCCAGGCCCAAGUUCAGUCCCCAGAGAGCGGCAAGAGUGAAGAGGACCAAGACAUAAAUUCUAUUUUUGAUGAAGAUAUGAGAGGCGAUGGCGAAGUGGCGAACCGAAACCUUCAUUAAUUAGGCAUUGUUUUACCACUUCCAUGUUUUCAUCAAGCAUGCUGUGGAUUUAAGCAUGGAAUUGAGAUAUCUUCUAAACUUAUGCAUUUAUGAGCUAGUUUUGUUAUCUAUCUGUAUUAGACCCGGUGUGGCCGUGUGGGAGUGGUAUUUGACAAGGUGUUGGUGUACUUUGAUGGUAGCCCUAGGUGUGAAAAUUAACCAGCUCAGCCAUUGACCCUAGGGGAAACGUCCAAAGAGUGGGUGGGGUGGGGGGUUGGGGGCACGAUGAGCUCUUAAUCACUGCACCGAGAGCCUGCCACAAUGCUACUCAUUAUUUUGAACAUCAAUCUGCAUCUUAUGGGUCCUAUUGCUGAAUUGCGCUUUCUACAUUUUGUUGACAGCUAGGUCUGUCAUCUUCUCUGGACUCUGGAGGGUUCAGAACCACCUUGAAUUAGCUGUCUUUGAGGAGUACAAUAGGAAUGGAUGAUGCUCAAGGGUAUCAAGAAGGAGAUGAUCAUGACUUAGUGAUGCAGAAACAAGAAUGGAUCAAAACACAAGACAUGCUCAAGAGUAAACUUAUUCUUGAAGAUGAAUUUGCCUGGAGUUUACCUUCGGUGGGCUCAGGUUUAGAUGAACCUGAGUGGUGCAAACUGAAGUAUAUUGGUGGGACUGACAUCAGCUUCUUGAAGGAAGACCCAUCCACAGCAUGUGCCGCGGUGGUAGUCCUCAAUGCCGAUACUUUAGAAGUUGUCCAUGAAGAGUUCAAUGUUGUUCGACUGCAAGUGCCAUAUAUUCCUGGUUUUCUUGCAUUCAGAGAGUGUGACAUGGCCUGUUGCUAACUGUUCGUUCUUACUGCCUCUAAAGUCUAGAGCCAAGGGAUUCUAGUAUGAUCAAUCCAAAAUCAUAGAUCUUGAGAAAGGCUCCAGUUCUUCUUGGACUCUUGGAAAAGGUGAAGAUCAAUGCACCUCAUUUCUGCCCACAGGUUUUACCAUUCUGCCCUGCUGCAGUUGCUCAUGGUUGAUGGAAAUGGAUUGCUCCAUCCGCGAGGUUUUGGUUUAGCUUGUCAUCUCGGCGUUCUUGCAGACAUUCCUACUAUUGGAGUUGGAAAAAAUCUACAUCAGGUAGAUGGCCUUAACCAAUCAGAAGUUAGAAGACUGCUCGGAUCAAAAGAGAACUGCAACAGGGAACUGGUUUUGUUGACUGGACAGUCUGGGACAAAAUGGGGCAUGGCAAAUAGUAGUGAAUGGCGGCGUCGGCCCAACUGAGCCCGCAUCAGAGGACGCGCAGAAAUUGCCUCCUGAUUUUGUGCGUGGUUGUUUGGGCGGGGAGUGCAAUUCCCCGAUUCGAGCGGAACUCCUCCCAUCCGAUCCGGCGGCGGAUGACUAUAUAAAGCGAGCCAAUCUGCAUCUAGCUGUAGCACCUCUGCGUCUCAAGAUUUGGAGAUCCAUUAGCUGUAGCACCUCUGCCUCCCACGAAUCGAUUCGACGACAUCUUGCUGCAGGUACAACCUACCAUCAUGGUGGGCAUGCUAUUGAACGCCGGCCGCAGCAAUGGCCGCGGCGGCAGGAGGACUAGCAUCCAGUCACCGCCGCAGGUCCUCUCCUCUGUUCCCUUACUCGUCUACGAGUACGAGGAUCCCGCCGGCUCUACUCCUACCGCUGCCGCAAAGAUGCUCAUGUACAGCCUGCCUGAGCGGAGCAUCGUCUACACGCACGACAGCAGGCCUCAGGCCAUGGAGGGCAACUUCUUCAGCACGCCUCAAGGCUGGCUGGUCAUCCUUGGGCAUGGAGAAGUGACGUCGGAGGCCUCCAUGUGGCAUCCGCUCACCGGGGAGACCAUCACCCUCCCACCCAUACAUGACGACCACCACAUCCCCACCAACUGCAAGUGCCUGCUCACCCACAACUCCGCCGCCCACCCGGACUGCGCCGUCGUGCUCCUCGACGUCGCCGAUCCUCUCAUGUGGUUCUGCCGUGUCAAUGGCGGGGCUGACCGGAGGUGGGGACAGCACACCUACGACAUUGGCGACUACGAGUUCCCCGAUGAGUUCCGCACCCCCUCUACGCCCACCAAGAACGUCAUCAGAAGCGUCGCCGCGCUUAAAGGGAAGCUGCAUUUUUGCUUCAUGGAAUCGCACCAAAACAAGAUGUGCGUCGUUGACUUAGAUUUCCCGUCCGAUCAUGGCCACCCUCCCACCGCAGAGUUCCACGAGUUUGAUGUCUCCCCAGAGUUCGGCAUCAAGUUUCCUGACGGCGUCUGCUCUGCCAGCAUCCACUUGGUAGAGUCCAUGGACGAGCUUUUUGCCGUCUGCGUCUUCUAUGUCGGUUUUGAUCCCACCAACGUUAGUGCCGCUGGAAUCUUCAAGAUGGAGGACUCCUGCGGCGAGGAAACCGUGGCCUGGCACCGGGUGGAUGAUAUCGGUGACAGGGCUUUUCUCUUGAUGGGCACCAACAUGGCAACUUGGUGCUCUGCAAGCACCAAUAACCUGAAAGGCAGCACCCUCUACUUCUUCCUCCACUUCUUACUUGGCGACAGGGAUCUAUACAUCUAUGAUGUACAGGAGCAGUCCCUGGAGACUGUCCAGGUUCACGACCAGCUAGAUUUGAAGGUCGUGCACACAGAACCAUACUGGAUUAAUGUACCUCCGUUUUAGUAUUAGCCCAUUACAUUAUAUUCUACUCUUUUAGUUAAUAUAGCUUCCUGCUACUCUUUUAGUUAAUAUUGAUUCAGUAAAAUAAAUAAAUAAUUUGCUCCCGUUUUGGCACUA
Messenger RNA from Zea mays, 2891 nucleotides. RefSeq lists its product as uncharacterized. The transcript is spliced from 10 exons. Lineage: Eukaryota; Viridiplantae; Streptophyta; Magnoliopsida; Poales; Poaceae. The record is from RefSeq and is a predicted model, not a curated record. The coding region runs from base 1641 to 2777 and encodes 378 amino acids.